AGAUGACUCUUCAGGUAGAUUUCCAGUGUCCACAGAGAUUGAAGGUGUGGAGGAAACGCUUUUCCGGUUCAGAACAUAAUCCAGAGGAACUUCCUGUUGUCAUCAUGACGUCUUUAUGGGAUGACUUGGACAGUCUUGUGAAUACCCCUUCCUCUUUCUCAGCAAAAACUGGAGAGAGAGGAACCAUCAAGCCUAAAGCUGACUUUGAUGCAGGAGACGAUGCUGAGGCUCUGAGGAAGGCCAUUGAAGGACUUGGCACCAAAGAGAAGGUUCUGAUUGACAUUCUGACUCAUAGAAGUAGCGCUCAGAGGCAGCUCAUCUGUGAAGCUUAUCAGGAAGCCACUGGCAGAACAUUACUGGAGGACUUGGAAGGGGACACCAAUGGUGACUUUGAGGAAGUGCUGGUGGCGCUCGUCACCCCUCCUGCAGUGUACGACUGCCAUGAAGUGAUGCGGGCAAUGAAAGGAGCUGGGACAGAAGACAGCGUCCUGAUUGAAAUCUUUGCCUCCAGAUCCAAUGAACAAAUCGCAGCUCUCUGUGAUGUCUAUUUACAAGAAACGGAGAAAAAGUUGACCCUUGACCUGAAGGAUGAAGUUUCCGGAGACUUUUCCACAGCGCUGCUCCUCCUGGCUGAAGGCAAGAGGGACGACGGCACCACAGUAGAUACUGAGCAGGCAAAAGAAGACGCCAAGACUCUUUAUGAUGCUGGGGAGAAGAAGUGGGGCACGGAUGAAUCUAAAUUUGUUGACAUCCUCUGCCAAAGAAGUAUACCUCAGCUGAGACAAACUCUUGUUGAAUACAAAAACAUCAGUGGAAAGACUCUACAGCAAAGCAUUGAAGGAGAGAUGUCAGGGGAGCUGGAGGAACUACUGGUGGCUAUCGUGAAAUGUGUGAAGAGCGUGCCGGCCUACUUUGCAGAGCGCCUGUAUGAGAGCAUGAAGGGUGGUGGAACAGAUGAGUCAACUCUGAACCGGAUCAUGGUGAGUCGGUCUGAGAUUGACCUGCUGGACAUCCGAGCCGAGUUCAAGAAACUGUACGAGUACUCACUGCACUCUGCAAUCGAGUCAGAUCUGGGGGGCGACCACGGGGACUGUGUGAAGGCCAUCUGUGGAGGAGAAGACUAACACCUGAGGUCUACCUGAGGCCAAGAAGAAAUCUGCUUCCUCUUGAAGUCACACUGUAGGCCCGCUGUCGUUCUCUCACACUUCUACUUUACUUUCAUCUUCAAACUACCAACUACUCACUGGUUUACAGUCUUGUAGCAACAGGCAGCUUUGAAAGAAAGACGUCAUAUAUAAAAUCAUAAAAGCACAGCGAGAAGUCUGGAGACAUGAAAACGUCAACUGAAGUUUUGAUAUAAAAUUCUGUUUUGUUUCAGUCGGAUUGCAAUGGGAAUUAUGAAAAGACUCUGCGGAGGAGAUGAGUCCUAACAUCGACAUGUUCUCAUCUCACCAUGUCUCAAUUUCCAUUUCUGUCAUCUUAUGCACUAUCCUCUCAGCAGUGGUGGAAGGUACUAUUUUGAGGCACUUGUGCUUUGCACUACAAUUCUCAAAAAAAUAUUCUUUUCACUUUACUACAUUUAUUUAAGAUCUAUAGUUACUUUUCAAAUGAAGAUUUUACAAGCAAAACACAUUAUUAGUUUAUUAGAAAUAUGAUCCACUGUUACGUAAUGGAUUUGAGUUCUUUGAGUACUACUUCCUGAACUUGCACGUGGAAAAUCUCCUAUGAAAAAACGUUGUAUGUGCAUUUGUUGCGUCAUUCAUGCUUUAUUGGUGCUAUUUUUCUUCUGCCUGUUGGUAACUCAAAUGUAGAAGAGUCUUGGAAAUCAUUGUUACUGUUUUAUAUUAUAUAUCAGGAGGCUAAAAAUUCACCAAUGGAUUAAAAAUAAUUGAUAGAUAUUUUGACAGUGAGUUUGAGGUUUUGAUAACUUUGUGUUUGGUAUUUACCAUCUGUUAAGUGAAUGACAAAAUCCAACUAAUUAAUAAAUAUGUCAAUAAAAACUCAUCAAAAUUCAAUAAUUAAAUGAUGGCAUCAACUGUUUAUUGGGGUGAUUAAGAUUACGUCCUUGAACAACAACAACAACAAUGAUUCCAAUUAUUUGAUAGCAUAAGCUCUGCUCUUUUAUCUCCCUCUUGUGUCUCUGUAACUUCAAGAAAUAAUAAAAUUCUCCUGAAUUAUUUACA
Messenger RNA from Dicentrarchus labrax (European seabass), 2183 nucleotides. It is a transcript of the gene anxa3a, whose product is annotated as annexin A3a. The transcript is spliced from 14 exons. Gene Ontology annotation, cellular component: cytoplasm. The record is from RefSeq and is a predicted model, not a curated record. Gene Ontology annotation, molecular function: calcium-dependent phospholipid binding; calcium ion binding. The coding region runs from base 3 to 1124 and encodes 373 amino acids. NCBI's taxonomy places the organism in Eukaryota, Metazoa, Chordata, Actinopteri, Moronidae.